Messenger RNA from Ectocarpus sp. CCAP 1310/34, 2485 nucleotides. Lineage: Eukaryota; Phaeophyceae; Ectocarpales; Ectocarpaceae. The record is from the annotation of a GenBank genome assembly.
GGCAGACCGCGAUCCACGAUAUUCGAUCUUCACCCAUGGCAACUGCCGGAUCGACUCUUGUGGCAUUCGCUGCAAGCAGCUCGGAUGAUGACACCGCACGGCACCCACGGCACGACGCCGCACGGCACCUGCAGCAGCUUCCGGUGCUUCUGCGGGACAGACCACGAGACAAAUGGGCCUCGCAGAGUGUUUGCAGCUCCCACAACCAACUCCACAGCAGCAGAGGUCGAAGCAGAGGAGGGACGAAAAACGGCGUCAAGAGGCCCUUGAAGGCUGGGCUAAUCCCACGGCGUCAGAGAGGGCGGCCCACAUCGACCAGAGACGAGUCAUCAUGAGCCACGAAGAGGAGAGGGACAAGAGGCAGCGGGAGUUGGAAGAGGAGGGCGAGGAGGACGAGGAUGACGAGGAGGAGGAGGAUUCAGAGAAGCGGCGGCAGAGGGGCAGGGAGAGGGCAGAACGUGAAGACGUCAGGAAGAGGAAGAGGCGCGGUCCGAAGCAUGGUCAUCAUCAGACCGCGAACCGCUGCGGCAGUGUGAGCGCCGUCAAUCGCACCAAGGACUUUCCUCACCAGUCGCUGAUCGUAGAGGGCGGCAAGAUCUUUUGCGAGGCCUGCGGCCGGAAGCCAAUGUCCAAGAUCAAGAGCACCCUCAAAAAUCAUGUCACCGGCACCAGGCACACAGCAGCCCUCGUCAAGCACAGGAAGUCGAAGAAAAUGCAUCAGGCCUCCAUGAACUUACUCCGGGAACAUUUCGCCUCGGUGGGAGGCGCCUAUGGAUGCACCCUCACCCCGAAAGAAGUCACGCGGCAAAUCCUGUUCACGAAGGGGUGCCUCUCAGCUGGUGUACCUUUGAACGCCCUGAACAACCCCACCAUGAAGGACGCUCUUCACUACACCGGCGUGAAGCUGCCGUCAGCGAAUCACCUUGCGAACCACAUCCCGGCCAUCUUGAAAGAAGAGAUAAUACUGGAAGAACUUGGCGACGGCAACUACACGGUGUGCUUCGACGGAACCCCAUAUCGCUGCGAGUGUUUCGGCAUCGGUAUUCGGUUCAUCGACCAGACGGGACAGAUAUGUCCACGCCUCCUUUGGCUGAGCAUGCUGGCCAACAGCAUGGACUACCAGGACAUCUACGGCGAAAUCCACAAGGUCGUGUUCAUGGAGUACAAGCUGAAGCCCGAGCGCUGCCGUGGCUUCCUGUUGGACGGAUGCUCCCCCAACUUGAAAGCCCUCCUGGCACUGGUGACAUACUGCCGGUUCGCUGUGGGCGUACGCUGCAUGUCCCACCUCAUCAACAACACCGGCAACCAGAUUGACAGCGGCCAGAUCGACAAGUUCGCCGGCGCCCUCCACACGGUCCUCUCACACAGCCACAACGCUAAGGACCAGUGGCGGAAGGCGACGAACACGACGCCCCCGAAAGCCCCCAGCCACCGUUGGGGUUCGACCUACGAGACGAACAACCAGUUGGUGACGAGCUGGCAGCCGACCAAGGACUUCAUCGACGCCUUCAGCAGCAGCGACGAGACCAAGUGACGAAAGGCCGACUUCUGCCGGGGUGAGCUUGCCAGGCUCCGGAAGGACAGGUACCACCAAGAGUUCUGGCUGCAGCUUGAGUUCGCGGCCGCUGCGGACAUCGGGAAGCACCUCGUGAACGGGUUCGUAUGUGCUCGAAGGAGAUGGCAUCCUGCUUCCUGUGGCGUAUGAAGUCAUCCUCAGGGUGCGGACGGGACUUGCCCUCACGCGAAAGGCGGACGGCUCCUUUGGCAGGCCGCAUCUCCCGAAUGUCGAUGCGCUCAUCCGAGAGUACAGCAAGGGUGACGCCGUGAUUAUCUCCACGUUCGAGAAACACGUGCGCAAAGACAUGCUCCUCGUGCAGACGUACACCUGGGAGAGGAUCGGGGACCAUCCCAAUGCGGAGCAACGCGAGAGUAUCGCCCUCUUCCAGGCUGCGCGGCUCUUCGACUUCCGCUAUGUGAAGCAGCAUCAGUUGAAUGUUGCUGACAUCGACCUCCUCGAUCGCUUCCCCUUCGUUUCGGAAGAUGUCGUCGCGAGACUAAAAGAUCAGAUGGUUGACUAUAAUAUCGCUGCCUCUGAAGUUGACACCGGCUACGACUUGUGGGCAUUCUGGCAUGACAAUAGGCACAAAAGAAACCUUUCUCAAUGGUAUCAAGUUGCGAAAGAUAUCGCUUUGCUCCAACCGUCCUCUGCCUUCAUGGAACGUGUUUUUUCAAUCCUGCGUGCUUGUAUGGAUGCAAGGCACGAGAAUAGUUUUAGCGACCGCGUGACUGCAUCCGCACUUCUUAAGUACAACAGAGGCCGGGCAAAUAGGGCGUGCUGGGAGCUGGGGAGUGGUGUAGCCAUGAUUGUGGCCGGUGUUCUCGUGGUGUCCGUUCGUCUGUGUGUUGCUUCUUGAGUGGUACACUUGUUGUUUCGUGCGAAGGAAUCAGAGGAGCACAGAGCACAGAACACAAAAUCAGAGUCAAC